GGGGGUGUUCCUGAGCCGCAGCUGUUAUAAAGACUGGGGGGGGUCCUCACACUGAAAGGAGCUGCUGGACAGUCAGUGACACAUGAUGGCAGCGCCCAAGAAAGUGUGUGUGAUCGGUUCAGGGAACUGGGGCUCUGCCAUUGCCAAAAUUGUUGGUGCCAAUGCAGCCAAGUAUGACACAUUCGACAGCACUGUGAAAAUGUGGGUGUUUGAGGAGACAGUGAAUGGCCGGAAGCUCAGUGAGAUCAUCAACACAGACCAUGAGAAUGUCAAGUACCUGCCCGGUCAUAAGCUGCCCCACAACGUGCUGGCUGUUCCAGACUUGGUUGAGACCGUAAAAGAAGCAGACAUUCUGAUAUUUGUGGUGCCGCAUCAGUUUAUUGCAAAAGUGUGUGACACCAUCAAGGACCACAUAAAGAAAGAUGCUGUUGGAAUGUCUCUCAUCAAGGGUGUGGAUGCAGGUCCUGAAGGUCUCAAACUCAUCUCUGAGGUCAUCAAGGGGAAUCUCGGCAUCACCAUGACCGUCCUCAUGGGUGCAAACAUCGCCAACGAAGUGGCAGAUGAAAAGUUCUGUGAAACAACCAUAGGGUGUAAAGACAAAGCAUAUGGACCACUGCUGAAGAAACUCAUGCAGACCCCCAACUUUCGUGUGACUGUGGUGGAGGAGUCGGAUGUGGUGGAGAUCUGCGGUGCACUAAAGAACAUUGUGGCAGUGGGAGCUGGUUUCUGUGAUGGCCUGGGAUUUGGCGACAACACCAAGGCAGCAGUGAUACGUCUCGGUCUAAUGGAGAUGAUCGCUUUUGCCAGACUCUUCUGCACAGACUGCGCCGUCUCCCCGGCAACCUUCCUAGAAAGCUGCGGUGUCGCCGACCUCAUCACAACCUGCUACGGAGGACGCAACCGAAAGAUUGGAGAGGCCUUUGCUAAAACAGGAAAAAGUAUUGAGCAGCUGGAGAAGGAGCUGCUGAACGGGCAGAAGCUCCAAGGUCCAGCAACAGCCAGUGAAGUCCACCAAAUAUUGAAACAGAAAAGCAUGAUGGAGAAGUUUCCUCUUUUCACUGCUGUUUAUGAGAUCUGCUUCAAUGGCCAACCUGUCACAGAGUUCAUUAGCUGUUUGCAAAGUCAUCCUGAGCAUAUGUAAAGAUGGACAAAAUUAUUUAAUUUGUGUGUGUGUGUGUGUGGGGGGGGGGGGGGGGGCGUAAUUAAGUGCUGCUGUAUGAACUCAGAAGCAAAAGUUUUGGUACAAAAAAAUCCAGAUUCUUAUCUUCUAUCAGUCUCUGUUUCGCUUUCAAAAAGAUGUUUGAAAUGCUAUGAUCGUUCUUCUUUGACCUGACCUGCAGCCACAAGCUGGAAUUCUGUGUCUGUUUUUAGAGAUUGUUCCAUUCUUGCUAUCAUUUUUCAAGUCUUAAAUGUUUUAAUAAAAUAGCAAUGCCUUACAAAAGCCUUUACACUAAUAGUGUUAUGAAACCUAACACAAAUCUUUAAACAAAUGUGUCUUUUCCAGUCAUGCAUGUCCUUUCCAAAGAAAAGCACUGACAUAAAAACCACUCCAACAAGAUGUUUUUCAACUGGACCUGAUAGUUUUCAACAUCCUGCUGUUAACUGCAGACUCCAUUCACGAGGAGAGGAGCCCUGCUGUAACCUGACCUGAGCUCAGUCUGGCUGCCACCCUAAACUCUUCUUCACCUUUACCAUUUUCUAGACCGUCAGGAUUGGCCUUUCUCUUAGAGAAGGUUUGGUCUCAGUCUGAAUCCUGAUGGCUGAUUUUGUGAUCCUCAUUAAAGAUCUGGACUUGUUCUGAAAUA
Messenger RNA from Oryzias latipes (Japanese medaka), 1805 nucleotides. RefSeq names its product glycerol-3-phosphate dehydrogenase [NAD(+)], cytoplasmic. Gene Ontology annotation, cellular component: cytosol. Gene Ontology annotation, biological process: carbohydrate metabolic process; glycerol-3-phosphate catabolic process. NCBI's taxonomy places the organism in Eukaryota, Metazoa, Chordata, Actinopteri, Beloniformes, Adrianichthyidae. Gene Ontology annotation, molecular function: glycerol-3-phosphate dehydrogenase [NAD(P)+] activity; NAD binding; protein homodimerization activity. The record is from RefSeq and is a predicted model, not a curated record.